Molecule: messenger RNA, 1444 nt
Organism: Medioppia subpectinata
Lineage: Eukaryota; Metazoa; Arthropoda; Arachnida; Sarcoptiformes; Oppiidae
Source: the annotation of a GenBank genome assembly
CUUUAAAGCCUGAAUGGUUUCAAUGAAUGGUUAAUAAAAUAUUAAUAAUAUAUUUAAAUAAUGUUUAGAAAUGAUAGUUAAGUCCUAUAAUUGUGUUUUUAUGAUUGAAGGAAACGGCGAAAUUCAAUGGACUUUCUCUCAGGUCAAAGGAACUCUUGAGGACGAAGUGACCGAUGCCGAUAUCAUUUCAUGCGUCGAGUUUAACAGCGAUGGCGAGCUGUUGGCCACCGGAGACAAAGGCGGACGAGUCGUCAUCUUCCAAAGGGACCAAUCGGUCGGUGAUUCGGUGCCGAACAACCGAAGAACGGAUUACAACGUCUACAGUACUUUCCAAAGCCACGAACCAGAGUUUGAUUACUUAAAAAGUCUUGAGAUCGAAGAGAAGAUCAACAAAAUCCGAUGGUUGAGGCGUAAGAAUGCGGCCAACUUUCUGCUGUCCACCAAUGAUAAGACGAUUAAACUGUGGAAAGUGUCGGAACGGGACAAACGCAUCGACGGCUACAAUCUGAAGGACGACAGCGGGCAGUUGCUUAGGGACCCCAACUCUGUCACAGCCCUACGGGUGCCGAUCCUCACGCCUAUGGAUCUCACCGUCGAAGCUAGUCCUCGAAGAAUCUUCGCCAACGCACACACCUAUCAUAUAAACUCGAUUUCCGUCAACAGUGAUCAGGAGACAUACCUGUCCGCCGAUGACCUCCGCAUCAAUCUCUGGAACCUCGAGAUCACAGAUGAGAGCUUCAAUAUCGUUGACAUAAAGCCAGUCAAUAUGGAAGAGUUAACGGAAGUGAUAACGGCAGCCGAAUUCCAUCCGUCACAUUGUAAUCACUUUGUCUACAGCAGUAGUAAAGGGAUUAUCCGAUUGUGUGAUAUGAGAGCCGCCGCUCUCUGUGAUCAACACGCAAAGAUAUUCGAAGAGCCCGAAGACCCGACGAAUAGGAGUUUUUUCUCCGAAAUAAUAUCGAGUAUUUCUGGCAUAAAGUUCUCAAACAACGGCCGAUAUAUGAUAUCUCGCGACUACUUAUCAGUGAAAGUAUGGGAUCUCAAUAUGGAUUCGCGACCCAUAGAGUCAUAUUUAGUUCACGAAUAUUUACGUUCAAAACUCUGCAGUUUAUACGAAAACGAUUACAUUUUCGAUAAGUUUGAGUGUUGUUUCAAUGGCACCGAUUCUUACAUAAUGACGGGAUCGUAUAAUAACUUCUUUAAAAUUUUCGAUCGACAAACAAAACGUGAUGUUAUGCUCGAGGCGUCCAAAGAGAUCGCAAAACCGCGCACUAUAUUAAAGCCGAGAAGAGUGUGUACAUCUGGUAAGAAGAAGAAGGAUGAGAUAAGUGUAGACAGUUUAGACUUUAACCGCAAGAUUCUGCACACGGCGUGGCACCCAAACGAGAACAUCAUAGCCGUCGCCGCCACCAAUAAUCUGUACCUCUUUCAAGACAGACAAUAG